Aegilops tauschii subsp. strangulata is the source of this 3046-nucleotide messenger RNA. The record is from RefSeq and is a predicted model, not a curated record. NCBI's taxonomy places the organism in Eukaryota, Viridiplantae, Streptophyta, Magnoliopsida, Poales, Poaceae.
CCGAUCCAGAUCCCUCCGCCGCCGUCCCGUCCUCCCCUUCCUUCCGCCGCCCACCUCUCCCCUCACCUCCGCCACCCAUCUCUUCCCUCCGCCUCCUCCUUCCUCCAGUACCACCUCUCCAACCUCACCUCUUGCUUCGCCGCCCCGCGCCCCGCGCUCACCGAGGCACACCACUCCUCUCGCUCCUCCGCUCCGAUCCGAUUCGAUCUCGGCUUCCUCUCCAAGCCACAGGACGCGAGACCAGCUCUGGCCAUGGCGGCGACGAUCUAGUCCGUGAAGGCCCGCCAGAUCUUCGACAGCCGCGGCCGUCUUCGACGCCCCCGCCGCCUUGACCGCAGCUGCGGCGAAGCCCGCCGUGCAGCUGCGCAAGCCCGUCUUCACCACCAUCGACAAGCUGCUGCCGCAGACGCACGGCCACAACCUCACCACGCGCGUCCUCUUCGCCUGCGCUAUCCUCGACAAGCCCUCCGCCCACACCCGCGUCGCCGAAUGCCUCGUCGGAGACCCCACCGGCGAGGCGGUCUCAGAGAAGCGCCCCUGCAGCGCCGGUCGGCUGGCAUAGGGCGGAUCGACAGAUGGGCUGCGCAUUCUCGUCGUCGUCGCCGCCGAAGCGUGAGCAGCGUGCCCAGGGGUACGAGGAGCCCGUCGUCCUCGCCACCGAGACCUCCUGUGCUCACGGUAAACGAGGUGGAGGCGAUGUACGAGCUCUACAAGAAGCUCAGCUUCUCCAUCUUCAAGGACAGUCUCAUCCACAAGGAGGAGUUCCGGCUUGCGCUGUUCAGGACCAGCAAAGGGGUGAACAUCAUCAGGUCAAGCCAAGACUACACAUACGAUCUGUCCUCCAUUAUGCUAGCUUGCACGUUCCCAUUCCAUUUGCAUCAGGUCAUAUAUAGUAUUGCUAAGUAGCUAUUGUUAGGGACAGUGAUACAUGGACUUCAAUUAAGGUUUCAGAUUAGUAUUAUGAUGCUGCUUAUGUGCUAUUUAUAGCUACAGUUUGACACUAUUAAUUAGGCUUGCUGGACAUGUCAUGGUACAAGCCUUUGUCUUUUUAGCAUCAACAAAUGUUUAUCUACUGUAAAGUACUAUUAAUUAGGCUCGCUUCCUUCUGUUAGUGCAUCUACUGUUAAUUACACUUCAAAUGUAGUGUAGAUUACAAUUGUAAUUCAACAGUAAGUGUACUGCUAAACUUACUGCAUUUUCAACCACAAUUUACACUGUAGAAAUACUGAUGCUUGCAUACUCUUUUCCGUAACUGAACACCCAGGCUGUUGAUGCACCUUGUUGCAGUCAGCGAAGUUUGCGACCUUUAUGUUUAGAGACAUUGUUGGCUGAUCUCUCCUGUGAUUUGCCAAGGGAAGGUUUUUGUCUAGCCAUUUACUUAUGUGAUCAGCACCCCAUCCAUGGUCCUCUAUUUGGAGCAGCAAAUCAAAGCUUGUUUGCUGCAGAUUGUUUUAGACAUUUUCUUUAGUAAUAUCAACAAACAAAAUUAGUUGUUUGCAUCAGUUUGAUCAUUCUCACUUAUUAGUUGAGUUCUAAGUAUGUAGUAUCUUUAGUUCUCUUGUUAUAUUAUAGUCAGAAUUAUACCGUGUGACUGAAUCAUGUGUUAUUUAGUUGGCUGAGCAGUACCUUUAGUUUUCUGAUGAUUGUUCAACUCUCAACUCUUAAUAAAUAUGUGGUUGACCCUAUUGGUUCUUUCUUUCUUCAGGGCUACGACUUGAUGGUCGCAGUGCUGUUUUGCUCUGCUUGAUAAUUCUUUUACUAUCCGACCUGCUCUGCUCUUCAUAGUUUCCAGUUGGUUAUAAAACCAUAAAACAGUGGUGAUGUGAGGUCCGACUAUGGUUUGUAAUUUUGGUUUCAUCCCCCACCACUCCAGCUAGCUUCUUCUUCACAUCAUAUCAUAUUUGCACCUGCUGCUGCAUCAUGGAUUGGAUGGUCACCUACUAGCUAAGCUUGUAUUGCCAUCGAAUUAGUCAAUACUGUUUCACUUUGCUUGUUUCUUGUACUAGGUCUGUCAGUUACAGCAUAAACAAACAAAUUGCUUAGCUCUCAACUAUGAAUACAUAGCUACUAAACCUAUUCUUUCUUUCUUUCUUUCUUCAGAGCUAUGACUUAUAUGGUUCAAGCUGUUGUUUUGAUGUGCUCGAUGAUACUAUUGCUGCCUGUAUACUGAUACAUCUGGUGAUAUUUACCUAAACUGAAGUUGUGAAUAUACCAUUAUUUUCCUGCUGCUACUUAUCCCUGGCUCACCUGCUCUAGUUGGUUUCAAUUGAUAUUUGUCUCAUCCAGCACUCUGACUAUAAAUGUGUUGUUUUAAUCCGGAUGAUGAUGUUGUAGUAUAAGGUGGACACCAUAUUCCUGUUUUAAUCCAAAAGGAAUAAAGCAAUCAUGUUUGUUUGCAUGGUGUGUGUCGAUCUCAAAAUGGCGGACAAAACAUGACAAGUGAACACUUUGAGGCUCUGUUUCCUGUUCCCUGUUGUAGUUUCUGGAUUUAUUUUGCAUAUGCAGCACAUCAUCUUGAAUAAACGUGAUGUGCCAAUGUGGAGUUGCUUAAUUUGCCUUUUCAUGUAUUUGUUCAACCUACCAUCUGUAUGUAUAUGCUUAGGGUAUGCAUGAUGCCUCUGCUCUGUAUUAGAUCAGUAUGUUGAUGUUAGUAGGCAUAUAUCCAUGUAAGAGCAGUGCAUAGUGCAGUUGGCCAUAUUCUAGCUCAUAUGGAACUUCCUGUGAUAUUAUUGGUGCAGUCUUGUUUUGUUUCAUUGAUUGCUUUUAUUUUGUCCCUAACCAUUUUGUUCUAUAACAUGUAGAUGCUGACAUUCGUUCAUGUUUCGUCGCAAGCUCCAGGAUGAAGAAGUGAAGAAGCAUUUAGUUCUAGCUCAUUGGAGCUAGUUAUACUUUUAUAGAUAGUUAUAUUUUGAUAUUUGGCUGUGUUCUUGGUGGUUGUAAACUUGAUGUGAAGUAUGUUCGAUUAUAAACGUGGUGUGAACUAUGUUUGAUUGUAAUGUACCAAAUUUGGUUGUUUGAUCUGUUUGAAGUAUUACUUCUGUUUUCA